This is a messenger RNA of Gadus macrocephalus (Pacific cod), 1815 nucleotides long. It is a transcript of the gene pnp4a, whose product is annotated as purine nucleoside phosphorylase 4a. Bases 130 to 1008 code for a protein of 292 amino acids. The transcript is spliced from 7 exons. Gene Ontology annotation, cellular component: cytoplasm. Gene Ontology annotation, molecular function: purine-nucleoside phosphorylase activity. Gene Ontology annotation, biological process: nucleoside metabolic process. Lineage: Eukaryota; Metazoa; Chordata; Actinopteri; Gadiformes; Gadidae. The record is from RefSeq and is a predicted model, not a curated record.
UCUCUGUCUCACCCCGUCAGCAUCUUCCAUAUAAAACACACUGUCCACAGUCUCACUCUCCACAGUCUCACUCCUCAGACACUACCAGGACUCACCCUCAUCACACUCAUCUUCCUCCUCAUCCUCAACAUGCACAGCAAAGAGCAGAUCAACCAUGACGACUACCAGAAGACAGCUGAUUGGCUGUUGUCCCAGACGAAGCAGCGCCCUCUGGUGGGCAUCAUCUGUGGCUCGGGUCUGGGUCUGCUGGCGGACUCCCUGAAGAACCCCGAGCUGUUCCCCUACGCAGACAUCCCCGGGUUCCCCCAGAGCACCGUGCAAGGUCAUGCAGGUCGCUUGGUGUUCGGGGAGAUGAAGGGGCGGAGCUGUGUGUGCAUGCAGGGUCGCUUCCACAUGUACGAGGGACACUCGCUCGGCAAGACCACCUUCCCGGUCCGGGUGUUCAAGCUGCUGGGGGUGGAGACUCUGAUCGUCACCAACGCCGCCGGCUCAUUGGCUGACGGCUACCAUCCCGGUGACAUCAUGAUCAUCAAAGACCACGUCAACAUCCCGGGAUUGGCCGGCCUGAACCCUCUGACCGGGCCCAACGAUGACAAGUUUGGUCCACGUUUUCCCGCCAUGUCCAGUGUGUACGAUAAGGGUCUCCGUUGCCUAGCGAUGGACAUCGUGAAGCAGAUGGGCGUGGCCCAGUUCGUCCACGAGGGCGUGUACGCCAUGGUGGGCGGGCCCAACUUCGAGACCGUCGCCGAGGCCAAACUACUGCAUCGACUAGGGGUGGACGCCGUCGGGAUGAGUACUGCUCCGGAGGUACUGGUGGCGUCUCACUGUGGAAUGCGGGUGUUCGGUCUGUCGCUCAUCACAAACAAGGUGGUGAGGAGCUACGACGAUGAGGAGCAGGUGAACCAUGAGGGGGUCCUGGAGGUCGGCAAGAUGAGGUCCCAGUCCCUCCAGACGCUCAUCACCCAGCUGGUGGGCAGGAUGGACAUGAACAACAACACACACACCUAGACACACACACACACACACACGCACACACGCACACACACACACACACACACACGCGCGCUCGCACGCACACACACACACACACACACACAAAUACACACACUGAGACACUUAGACACAAACAAACUCUGAGACACACACACACACACACACACACUCAGACACACAAACACACACACACACACACACGCACACACUUAGACACACACACACGCACACACAUACUGUGAGAUGCAAACACAAUCUCCUAAACACACACACACACACAUACACACUCACAUACUGUUAGACACAUACACACAAACACACACACGCACGCACACACCCACACCCAAACAAACCCACACACAGUUAAUAUUUAACUUUUUAUAGAUUGGAUAUAUACAUAGAUAUAAACUACAUAGAUGUGAAAUAUAUACCUAGAUAUAAAAUAUAGCGAGAUAUUUAUGUUUAUAGAAAGAAAUAAUGUAUAUGUGAGAUAUACGCAUCAAAACAAUAUAUUUAUGAGAUAUAUACCUAGAUAUAAACGUUAUAGAUAUGAUAUAUAUAUAUAUAUAUUAAUGUAUUAUAAUGUAUAUUCAUAUGUGAAGUAUAUACGAUAUGAACUAUGGCACAACUAUAAUUGAAAUAUGUUUCAGAUAUUUAUGUUCUAGUUAAUGUUAUUUAUUUCAACGGUUGAUAAAAAAUGUGUCAUUGCUGUGACUUUUUACUGAUGUUUGAGAAAAACAUGGAAAUAACUCGGAUUUAUGUUCCUUUUUAUCAUGUCUGUGGGUCAAUCCUCCUGAACAAUAAAGUUUUUAUCAAAACAAA